GGCUGGGAGUCUAAGGGGAUUUGACGGAUAUGGACUUGGAGUGGGUUGGGCUGUAUACCCAUUAGGGUAUUACAUCGCCACUAAAGGGUUUCGAAAGCGCUAGGGCAUUCUUCUUUCUUAGCUUCAUUAUCUCUCCUCUCAUGCAUGCGUAGCCGCAGAUCUUCCCUAAACUGCAGCACCUCCAUUUGCUGCGGCCACCAUCAUAGGACCUCUGGCUACACACCAUUCCCAUAGUCGUGGGGUUUCUUAGUUGGCAAAAAGAAAUAAAUUUGUGGCAUCACCAAAACUCUAGAUUGUUGUUGAACACAGAACAGAGUAACAGAAAAAGGGGGAGAAGGCAAUUCCUGAUUUUCGAACACCAUGGACAAGAGCAUGAUGGGAGAUCUUGAUUCUCUACCAGAAGAAGAUAAGCUCAGAAUGGCGGGCAUGAUCGACCAGCUCCAGAUCCGUGACAGUCUAAGGAUGUAUAACUCUCUUGUGGAGAGAUGUUUUAAUGACUGUGUGGACACCUUUAGGCGCAAAUCACUGGACAAGCAAGAGGAGACCUGUGUCCGGAGAUGUGCUGAGAAGUUCUUGAAGCAUUCUAUGCGUGUUGGCAUGAGAUUUGCAGAGCUCAACCAAGGGGCUGCCACUCCAGACUGACGCCCAUGAACAAAACCAAUAUACACUUUGAAGAAUUUUCGUUGCUUUUGCAUAAGGGAUUGUUCUUAAUCUUGCUGUUCAUUUCUUUUUCUCCAUAUGGAUUAAUUCUGGGCAGCAACCUCAGGUGCAUUGGUGCUGUCUUCAGGAAUUUUGCCCCCUCCCCCCACCUUCUUGGAAUAUUUAACCUGAAAAUAACCUGCCUUCUGUGGCCCCCGUGUUUGAGGGAUAGAUUAUGUUUGGUGUUGUCCUAAUAGUAAGAGAAAUGGAAUUGAGGAAGACUGGUUUUGUUCUGCAUUGACAAAAA
Messenger RNA from Malania oleifera, 946 nucleotides. RefSeq names its product mitochondrial import inner membrane translocase subunit Tim9. Lineage: Eukaryota; Viridiplantae; Streptophyta; Magnoliopsida; Santalales; Ximeniaceae. The transcript has 3 exons. The coding region runs from base 361 to 642 and encodes 93 amino acids. The record is from RefSeq and is a predicted model, not a curated record.